AUGGAUUGCCUAGCCGGAUCCCCUGGGAAGUUCAGGAACUUCAGGAAGGACGACUUUGAGGCUGACUGGAUUAAGUUGGCAGAAUGCAGAUUUGGUCAAGUGUACCAGGUCAAGCUGAAGGUCUGGCGGGAAAAAUGUGCACUGAAGAGCUUCAACACAACUUUGUGUGCAAAAAACUUUUACAGGAAAGUAAUGGACGAGGCGUCAGACCUAGCCAAAGUGAAUUUCAAGUACAUCGUGUCUGUCUACGGAUUGUGCAGCGAAGCGACUGGCGUGGUGAUGGAGUACAUGAGUAAUGGAUCGUUGAACAAUCUCCUCGCCAGUCACACUUUAAUGUGGCCAAAGAAGUUCCAGAUGAUUCAUGAGACGUCCAUGGGCAUGAAUUUCCUCCACAGCAUGAAACCUCCACUGCUCCAUCUUAACCUCAAGACAUCCAACAUCCUGCUAGACGAUCAUCUCCAUGUCAAGAUUUCAGAUUUCGGUUUAAUUCACCGGGAAGAGGGCAUGAGCGAGAACUUGUUCAUGGAGAGUCUGACAGCAAGAGGGAACACAAGUUACAUUCCUCCAGAGACAUUCACUCAGUGCCCCGAUCCUCCAGGAACUUCCUUUGAUGUUUACAGCUUUGGCAUUGUGAUUUGGGAGAUUCUGACACAACAGAAACCGUAUGCAGGGUGCAGCAUGACCACAGUGAUCUUACAGGUGUCACAUGGGAAGAGACCCUGUGUGCAAAUUAUAGCUGAUCGGAAGCCCCAUGAGUGUGACCAGAUGAUCAGCAUCAUGCAGCAGUGCUGGGACCAGGACCCCGGGAAGAGGCCACCUUUCUCAGAUACUGUUAGGAAAACGGAGGCUCUGAGUGAAGUCCUGAAGAUCGCAGGAUCAAUCAAAUGUCACGGAAAUGGUGACAAGGAAGACACAUCAAAAUAUCCCUGGCUAGUUUCCCCAGUAAACAAGAUUGCUUUGCCUGAGAUGUCUGACCUUCCCUCAGGUCACCAAAAUGACAAUGACGGUGUCCUCGCCCUGCUGUCGAGAAAGGACUUUGGUAGUUUCAGACAAUCUGUGAGAAGGGAGCACGUACAGACACAGUAUGCAGAUGAAAAGAGCCUCCUCCACUUUACGGUGGCUAGCAGGGAUACGGAGAGUGUCAAGCAUGUGCUGAAUCUGGGUGCUGAGGUCAACUGCACGACUGCCAGAGGUUACACUCCUCUUAUCAUUGCUGUUCUGCACAGGCUUCAUGACAUCAUCGCUUUGCUACUGGAACACGGAGCUGCCACCAGCCAGGGCGAUGAGGACCAGUGGACAGCGCUCCAUUUCGCCGCUCAGAACGGCGAUGACAGGACCGUCCGUCUCCUGUUGGACAAAGAAGCCGAGGCGGAUGCCCGGGAAAAAGCCGGUUGGACGCCCCUCCACCUGGCCUGCCAGAACGGCCAUGAAACAGUGGUGCGCCUGCUGCUUUCACGGCUGUCGGAGGAAGCAGUCGGAGAACGCGAAGAGCAAGGGAGGACGCCCCUCCACCUAGCAUCCGCCUACGGGCAUCUGAACAUUGCCAAGCUCCUCCUCUCUCAGGGAGCUGAUCCUAAUGCUGCAGACUGCUCCCUCGCCACCGCUCUUCACUUAUCAGCUGCGGAGGGUCACAACAGAGUUGUCAGACUGUUGCUGAAGAGUGAGGUGAAUACUGACACCGCAGACAGCAGAGGAAACACUCCACUACACCUGGCUGCUCUGAAGGGUCACACAGGCAUAUGCAGGCAGCUGUUGUCUAACGGGGCCAGCCCGGAUUCCAAGACCCUCCAAGGCUGGACUCCCAUGCACCUGGCUGCCCUAAAGGGACACGAAGCCACGGUGGUCCAGCUGGAGAGUCAGGGCGGUUGCGUGAAUGCCAGAGGUGAGAACGGUUGGACUCCGCUCCACCUCGCCUGCCACCAGAGUGAGCCGGAGGUGGUGGCAAAGCUCCUGGCAUCCAAGGCCGAGCCCAAUGUGUCAGAAGACAGUGAAGGAUGGACGCCAUUACAUGUCGCAUGUACCAGUGUCAGUUUCCCAAGUGUCCUCCACUUAAUAUCGCAUCAUGCUGAUGUGAAUGCAGUAAACUCAGGAAAUGCAACACCUCUACAUCUGGCUGCCCAGCAUGGCUGUUUGCCCAUUGUAAAGGCUCUGCUGCUCAAUGGAGCGGACAGGACUCUGCUGGACUCUUCUGGAUCCACAGCUCUGAGUGUGGCCCAGAGGUGGGGAAAACAAGAAAUAGUGCAACUUCUGGAGAAGUAGUUUUAAUAGAGGUUGAAGGUUUUGUCAUUUAUUUUGAAACAUUUUUACUGCUUUUUAUACCUCUAGUUAGUUAUCUAUUAGUUACUAACCUGCGUUUUAUUUUCUCAGCACUUGUAGACUGUGAAACAACGAAAAAGUUGAAUAUAUACUUUUUAAAGGAAAGCUCUGGGUAUCAAUUUGAAGCAAUUCACAUGUAUUAAUCACUUUUUUACUGGCCAUAUUUGAGCAGACUGUAAGGUGACGGGAAAAAUUCUGCCUUCCCUGUCUCUCCUGGUUGCCUAUACAUGCCUGGGUUUGGGUCAGUUUUUCCAUAAUUCUGCACAAUACAAAAGUUACACCGAGCCCUUUCAAAUUAUGAUCAGUAAAAAGGAGUACAACAAAUUCUCUAUCUGUCAAGAAUACUUAGCAAAACUGUGGAUUUUAUUUUUGCCUAGGUUUUCAUACAUUUAUUUCAGAAUUUGGAUGAUUUCCCACAUUUUGUUUCACCAACAAAGAGCAGAACUCUUCUGCUGGUAUUACUUUGCUGUAAACUAUGGCAGACAGACCACUCAAAGUAUUACCAUUUUCCACUUCCAAAUCAGGCAUUUAUUAUCAAGAAAUGAAUAACAAAAAAGUCGGUGGUAUCCUUCAGGGAUGUUUUAGUGAAGGUCAGGACCAGGUGAGGGCCCUUAUGGGCACAAAACAUGUAUUGAUUCUUCUCUUUGAAUCACCCUUCUCCGCAUGCUUUCCCGCAUAAAUGGAGUUAAUGCUGCUGACGCAUAUAGAUGGUAAUGAAAAUAUAAAAAGAGCUGCUGUUAUAAUGACAUAUGAGGGCAUUCAUUGGAUUACACCUGUCAGACUCUAUGAGGGUGUUGUGUGUCUAAUAGUGGUAAUAAUAUGGAUGACAACAGAACUAGUGGGUGACUGUCACUGGCAUUAUUUAGAUGCAUCUAUUCAGCUCGCCCAGCUCUAAAUACAUAUGUGCUAUAUGACAAGGCGAGGUAACUGAUUAUCAGUCAUUCCCUGCAGA
Messenger RNA from Acanthopagrus latus (yellowfin seabream), 3268 nucleotides. RefSeq names its product ankyrin repeat and kinase domain containing 1 (gene ankk1). The record is from RefSeq and is a predicted model, not a curated record. Gene Ontology annotation, cellular component: cytoplasm. Gene Ontology annotation, biological process: protein phosphorylation; regulation of cell cycle process. NCBI's taxonomy places the organism in Eukaryota, Metazoa, Chordata, Actinopteri, Spariformes, Sparidae. The transcript is spliced from 9 exons. The coding region runs from base 1 to 2259 and encodes 752 amino acids. Gene Ontology annotation, molecular function: protein binding; protein kinase activity; ATP binding.